This is a messenger RNA of Symbiodinium necroappetens, 1011 nucleotides long. NCBI's taxonomy places the organism in Eukaryota, Dinophyceae, Suessiales, Symbiodiniaceae. The record is from the annotation of a GenBank genome assembly.
GAUAUGGACGAGGAGAAGACGAGCUGGAAGCCGAAAGAUGGGGGUGGUGCGCCGGCUAGGUUCUACACCCAGCACGUUUCGUGGAUGAAUGCUGCAGAGCCCCCGGUUGUCCUGGUCAACAAGCUGGUCGAGGAUGGCAAGGACUUACGUUUUUCCAUUGAGGUCCACGGCGUUUUCCUGCAAAGGUUCGAAUGCGCCAAGUUUCCUUUCGACAUUCAAGAUUUGUCUGUCAAGGUGGAGUUCCAGCUCGCGAAUCAGGGACGCUGGCCCGUGAAUAUUUCGGCAGAGAAAACUGACAACUGUGAUGUCAACGAUGCCCAUUUCAUAUGGGACAAUGAGUACAUGCUGGGAAAAAUGGUCAGUAUUGCUGUACGCGAGCGCCGCGUGUUGCCCACCAGGACCUAUCAGCAUGUGCAGUUUUCCUGCUUCGUCCAGCGGAAGCCCUUCUUUUACCUCGUGAAUGUCUCCCUGCCCAACAUGCUCUUUGCUUUGAUGGCCGGCGUACAGUUCUUCGUGAGCUUGGACAAGGUAGCCGAACGUGCGGGAAUUUCCUUGACCUUGCUGCUGGUUUGCGCCUCCUACUACCAGUUCUCCGCAUCACUCAGGCCUCGUAUUGGGUAUUUCACAAUCUUGGACGAGCAUUCCCUGUGCUGCAUCUGGCUGGUCAUUGUCAUGGUCUUCUGGGUAGGCAUCAUUACGAGUGUAAGGAGCAGCCCUGAGACUGUUGAGCUUAUAGCCGCAUGCUGCUUCUGUGGGACCUGGUUCCUCAUGCAUUGCUUCUUUUUGGUGCGAUUCUGGAUGGCCUGGCGGCUGGCGAAAGCAUUCCUCGCCGAGCCCUUAAAGGAAGACGACCGGCAGGCCAAAGCCAUUCUUUGCAAGCAAAGCACCACAUCAGCGUUCUAUCCAGAGGCCCCUCGGUCCAGCCGGUCCCUCACGCGCGUGGUGAAGGUAGCACCAACACCGAAGCCGAAGCCACGGAUGGCCUUCUCAAGGUCGAAGUCAUUUACUUGA